Geodia barretti is the source of this 765-nucleotide messenger RNA. Lineage: Eukaryota; Metazoa; Porifera; Demospongiae; Tetractinellida; Geodiidae. The record is from the annotation of a GenBank genome assembly.
AUGAUUGAGGAAAGUAACAACGGCUCUGCCGACGAGCCAAUCAUCGUCUGCCGGGACGUGCACAAAUGGUUCGGGCAGUUCCACGUGCUGCGAGGCGUCACGACGUCGGUGGGACGCAGCGAGAAGUUGGUGGUGGUGGGUCCGUCCGGGUCGGGAAAGUCCACCUUCAUCCGUACCAUCAACCGCCUCGAGGAGCACCAGCGCGGCGAAAUCGUGGUUGACGGUGUGCCGAUGACGCAGGACGUGCGGAACAUCGACGCCAUACGCCGCGACGUGGGCAUGGUGUUCCAGCAGUUCAACCUGUUCCCCCACCUGUCUGUGUUGGACAACAUCACCCUCGCGCCGAUCAAGGUGCGCAAGCGGAAGCGCGCCGACGCCGAUGAGAUGGCGAUGGAACUGCUGGAGCGGGUGGGAAUCCCGGAGCAGGCCGACAAGUUCCCCGGGGAACUGUCAGGCGGUCAGCAGCAGCGGGUUGCCAUCGCCCGCGCCCUGGCGAUGCAGCCCAAGAUCAUGCUGUUCGACGAGCCCACGUCGGCGCUGGACCCGGAGAUGAUCCGCGAGGUGCUGGACGUGAUGCGGGAGCUGGCAGAGUCGGGGAUGACCAUGAUCAUCGUGACCCACGAGAUCGGAUUCGCCACCGAGGUCGCCGACCGCAUCCUGAUGUUCGACGAGGGCGUGAUCAUCGAGGACGCCCCGCCCCACGACUUCUUCAACAACCCGCAGCAGGAACGGACCCAGACCUUCCUCAGCCAGAUCCUCAGCUGA